Molecule: messenger RNA, 562 nt
Organism: Etheostoma cragini (Arkansas darter)
Lineage: Eukaryota; Metazoa; Chordata; Actinopteri; Perciformes; Percidae
Product: histone-lysine N-methyltransferase set-1-like
Exons: 3
Coding region: 166-546 (126 amino acids)
Molecular function (GO): protein binding
Source: RefSeq, a predicted model, not a curated record
GCAUGGGGCAGUUAUGAGCACAUCAUUUGGCUUAUAUCCAGAUGUGAAUUGUACAUUACUAAUUUACCCAGACUUUUGUUUUCUGAUCAUGCUUGUCCCAGUGACCAUUGUAAUACUGACAAUCACUUUUGUUAAUUUUGGCUGUGACCGCUGAUAACAGGAAAAAUGCAGCGGCGUAGACGCAUUAAUCCAUAUGAUGAUGCAAGGCUUCAUAUGGCUGCAAAAAGAGACAAAGUAGGACUUGAAAACAACUACAUCAGUGCUGUAAAAGGUCGUGGCAUCUUCACCUCCGUUCCCUUUAAAAAGGGAGACUUUCUGUUGGAAUACAGAGGUGAGCAGAUAUCUAAACAAGAAUGUGAGAGGAGACAGAGAACAUACCAUGAUCACCUUAAAGUGUUCAUGUUUGAGUUUUGUUUUGAUGGAAAACUGUGGUGUGUUGAUGCAGCAAAAAAGGAUGGAUUGUUUGGCAGACUUGUAAAUGACGACCAUAUAAACCCUAAUGCCAAGAUGAAGUACCUCGCUGUGCAAGGGAAGCCCCAUCUCUGAUUGUUCGCAGUUGGAG